This is a messenger RNA of Triplophysa rosa, 2068 nucleotides long. RefSeq lists its product as uncharacterized. Bases 1 to 1770 code for a protein of 589 amino acids. The record is from RefSeq and is a predicted model, not a curated record. Lineage: Eukaryota; Metazoa; Chordata; Actinopteri; Cypriniformes; Nemacheilidae. The transcript has 5 exons.
AUGGUCUGCAUCACCGUGGUCCUUCCUGCUCUCUUCGUCUGCCUGAAAGAGGAGCAGAUGACUAAGAUAAUCAAAGGAAUAUCAACUGAAUUGACCAACGACCAACCGCAGAAGUCCACUAAGGUGGCAAGCCUGAUUGGAGAGUGCAUUUUUGUUACCAUGAUGCAAUGCCUGCGUAACAAAAUGUCCUACUUCAUGUCAGAAGCCAAAUGCUCUCUGGAAAACGUGAUGACUUCAGAACACAGCAUAGAGAUGAUUCUUAUGUUUAAGAAGGAUUUGAUCAACUGCGUCUACCUGGAACUUCUCGCUAAUGGCAUGGGCAAGAAUUUUCCUGUCGACGAUAUGGAAAACAACUCGCAGGCCCGACCUUUCAAAUUACGCUGGGAAUUUUUCAUGUCUGUGCUUCAUUACUUCUGUCAGUGGGCAUCAUGGCAUCACAUGGAGUCGUUCCUGGAGUUGCCACACACCCUUCAAGAUGAUUUAGGAGGCUCUAUGACGAAAGCGGAGAGGACAACUUUGAAUGUCCUCACCAAAAAAUUGACCGACACCGUUACCGACAUGAUAGGCGAAGCCACCGAACAUCCAUUCUGGGUGGCUGAGAUGAUGAAACAAGGUUCGGCAUCACUUACUAAUGAUGCUGACGUUGAGUCCAGUUGCUCUGAGGAGACUCCAGAUUCUGAGGUGUUCAGCCCAAGUACUAAAACCGAGACAACAGGUGGACCGGUACCAUAUAAUCCUCGUGGAGCAUCCACUGCCCAGUCAUUCAUGAAACACAAUAGAUUCACAGAGCCUCAGCCACCGGUGACCAUGGAUGACAUCUGCUCUGUGGUCCCCAAAAAGGCUUACAAAAGAAUCAAAACAUCCCUUAAAGAAAAGCACAUUUCCAAGACCGAAAUGUGUGAUAGGGUUCAGUGGACGAUAGAGUGGCUAAAAAUGGUCUGCAUCAAUAUCGUCCUACCUGCUGUCUUUGUCUGCCUGAAAGAAGAGCGCAUGACUAAGAACGCCAAAGGAGGACAGAUCUUCUACAAGUCCACUAAGGAGGCAAGCCUGAUUGGAGAGAGCAUUUUUGUCUCCGUGAUGCGGUGCUUGCGAAACAAAAUUUCCUCCAUCUUACCGGAAGCCAAAUGCUCUCUAGACGACGUGAUGACUUCGCCAUGCAGCCUAGAGACAAUUCCUAUGUUUAAGAAGGAUUUGAUCAAUUGCGUCUACCUGGAACUUCUCGCUAAUGGCAUGGGCAAAAAUCUUCCUGUCGACGAUAUGAAAAAACACAUACAGCCCCAAUCUUUCAUAUUAUGCUGGGAAUUCUACAUGACGGUGGUCCAUUACUUCUGUCAGCGGGCAUCGUGGCAUCACAUGGAGUCAUUGCUGGGGUUGCCACACACGAUUCAAGAUGAUUUAAGCGGCUCUAUGACGAAAGCGGAGAGGACUACUUUGAAUGUCCUUACCAAAACAUUGACAGACACCGUUACCGAUAUGAUCAGUGAAGCCACCGAACAUCCAUUCUGGAUUGCUGACAUAAUCAGACAAGGCCAGAUAUCAGUUAGUCGAGGUGCUGGUGUGGAGAACUGCUUUAAGGAGUUUGAUGAGCUUUCAGGAAGAAGUUCAUCUGAGCCUGCCACUCCAAAGUCUGAGAAGGUGUUCAGCCCAAGCACUGAAACAGAGAAAACAGCCCGACAGCCGAACAGCACAGAAAAAGAGAAAAAGAAGUGCUCCUUCUUUUCCAGGAUACGUAAGUUCUUCUGUCUUAAAAGAAAACAUAACCGAGUAUAAUCUAGUCAGAUGAAUAGUCAUACCUAACUGUUAAUUUAGUUGUUUUAAUGUAAAAUGAGAUGAAACUACGUUUACAUUUCAGCGGCAUAAGCACUGCUUCAUCUAUUAGUUUUUCUCCUCAGCAGAUUUCAAUUCAGUCACACUUUUUAAGGCAGCAAAUGUAGAAUGAAAUCCUAUAGCUUCCAGUUCACUGGAAAACCACGAAAGUAAAUGCACAUAUAGAACAUUUUGACAGCAAAUUUAGAUUUAAAUCAUAGUCUUUUGACGAAAAUGUAGUUUCUUUUUAGUCAUAUUUUAA